AUGCCGACUGCGGCGGAAUUAGCAAAAUACUUUCUCACAGAAACUACCGAAGGUGCCCAAGGGGCCAGCUUGGGCAUCUGUCGGACGGGACCCUGGGCCCACAGCGUCCCACGACCCCGCCCGCAACGUCCGAGGCGUGGCACUGGGAUCAGACUGGGACCCCGACAUUGCAAGCUGUUAGUCAAAUCUGUCCGCCGUUGGCGGUACUGGCGUCCCUCCUGGCGGGCAGCCAAACCAGGCGGCGCCAUUGGGCAGAGGCGUCCCGGAGACAUGGCCUCCGAGGCGCCCCACGUCUACCGGGCGAUCGACUGGCUGAGGAGCGGCGAUGAGGAGAAGGAGUACCAGGCGUCCCUGGCCCUGCGAUCCCUGGCGGGCCACCCGGCCAACAAGCCGAUGAUCAGGGAGGCCGGCGGGAUUCAGCAGCUGGUCGCCCUCCUGGACGGUGGCCCGCAUUCCGCGCUCACUGUAGUGGUGGCGGAGACCCUGUCCUGCCUGGUGGCGGACGACCCAGUGAACAGGGAGUUGUUGAGGCACUAUGGGGGAAUCGGCAAAUUUGUGCAGCUCCUGGACUAUGGGGCAGAGGCCGAAUGCACGCACAGAGCACUGCUGGCUCUGCGGAUCCUGACGGACAAGGAGGUGGACAGGCUGACGAUCCUUAAAAGCGGUGGUGUCCGGCCACUGGUUCGGCUGCUGGACUCCGGCCCAGAAUCGGAGAUCACAGAGUAUGCUGCUGCAGCUCUGGGAAACCUUGCAGCUGGUUCCCAGCCCAUAAAGGACGCAUUGCGAGAUGCUGGUGCGAUUCCUCCACUGGUGAAGCUGUUGCGCGAUGACCCAGAGCAGAUAUCAGCAGAGCUGGCAGCUGUCGUCUUGAGGAAUCUGUCUCUGCAGAAUCCUGCCAACAGGCAGGAGAUCGUGGACGCUGGAGGCCUUCAACCUCUGCUGCGAUUGCUGUCUUCCGGCCAGGAGAAGUUGCACUUCCCCCUCUCGUGUGUUGCUGAGUACCUUGAAAUUAAGAGUGCGACCCAGAUGAAGACAAAGUCUUCGGAUGGUCAAUGUUGCUUCGACCCCAUGCACGGGCACCUGUGCCUUGCAGUGGUGGAUCCAUCGAAGUUGGGAUGCUUUGGGCCAUCAGCGACUUGCAACCCAAGGGACAGGAAUGCUGAGAGGUAUUCUUUAUUGAGGAAAUUGACAAUUACGGAACCGGACAAUCACACGCUGGAGCUCAAUUUUACGGCACCAGAUAAGCAGGGUCCUGCACCCAUUGCCAACACCAACAGGUCCAAUAGACCCUCAACGAAACGCCUUCAGCGAAUUAUAUUGUCAUCCUGCAAUGCCACAGAGGUCAAGGGGGCAAUCAUGAGAAUGCUGACAAGGAUGCACUUGGAAAGGGAGUUCAAGAUGAACCACACAGCGAAUGUGCCCCUUACGGGGCGGCUGCCGCUGGAGGACUCGCUUGUUGACUCCAUGCCGUCAGGAAACCUGAGAAGUCCGGUGCCAAGACGCACUAUGCCGUCACGGGUCUGA
Molecule: messenger RNA, 1524 nt
Organism: Ostreobium quekettii
Lineage: Eukaryota; Viridiplantae; Chlorophyta; Ulvophyceae; Bryopsidales; Ostreobiaceae
Source: the annotation of a GenBank genome assembly